Molecule: messenger RNA, 1223 nt
Organism: Cuscuta campestris
Lineage: Eukaryota; Viridiplantae; Streptophyta; Magnoliopsida; Solanales; Convolvulaceae
Source: the annotation of a GenBank genome assembly
AUGAAAAUUGGGACUCAAUAUACACCCUACAGAAGUCGUAGAUAAAUGGAGUACAUUUCGAUCAAUUUGGAUCAUCGCUAAUUAGUAAUCAUUAACAUCAAGAUCCGCCGAUCAAAUGGCCGCCGAGCAAAGCAGCGUUCUCCGGCAGAUGAGCCCGCUCAAAGAUCGGGUGGCAAUCGUCACUGGCUCGUCGCGAGGAAUCGGCAAAGCCAUUGCCCUCCACCUGGCUUCUCUCGGCGCUGAACUCAUCAUCAAUUACACCGCCAACUCCGCUCAGGCCGACCUCGUCGUCUCCCAGCUCAAUUCCGGCCGAACACCGCGAGCAAUCGCCGUGAAAGCCGACGUGUCGGAUCCGGCCCAGGUGAAGUCCCUGUUCGACGCGGCAGAGGCGGCUUUCGACUCGGUCGAUAUUCUGGUCAAUUCGGCCGGCGUGCUGGACGCCAGGUACCCGUCGAUUGCCGGUACGGAGAUCGAGGAUUUUGACCGGACCUUCAGCGUCAACACGCGCGGCGCGUUCCUCUGUUGCCGGGAGGCCGCCAACAGGAUCAAGCGCGGCGGCGGGGGGAGGAUCAUCUGUCUCACUUCGUCGUUGGUGGCGGCGCUGAGGCCAGGGUUCGGGGCUUACGCGGCGUCGAAAGCGGCCGUGGAAGCGAUGGUGAAGAUUCUGGCUAAAGAGCUGAAAGGGACGGGGAUAACGGCGAACUGCGUGGCGCCUGGGCCGGUGGCUACGGACAUGUUCUUCGAUGGGAAAUCGGAGGAGGCGAUGAAGAAGGCCAUGGAUGAGAGUCCCUUUGGCAGACUUGGGGAGACGGAGGACAUAGCUCCGGUGGUUGCAUUCUUGGCCGGUGACGGAGGUGAGUGGGUCAACGGCCAGAUCAUUCGAGUCAACGGUGGAUAUGUGUAACCAAUCAGAUUCCGAAAACAAAUGAGUUGUGAGUUGUGACUUGUUUGUUAUGGCUUUUAUGAUUGAGUUGGCAAUAGACCUGGCAAAAAAUGACCCGAUCUGUUUUUGACCCGAGACCCGACCCGAAAAUACUGGGUUUUGAACAAAGGUUUUGCUGACCGAACCCGAAGUUGACCGAACCCGAAAUGACCCAUUAAAAAUGGGUCAAACCCGACCGAACCCGAACCCGGCCUGACCGACCCACUAAUCUAAGAUUUUUUCAGAAUCAUACAUUUUAAUAUGAAAUAUAGUGUUAUAAAAAUAAGAUUAUGAUUAUAUU